GGGUGAUUCACAGCGAGGACGAUGCUCGGGGCUCUGCAGCGCUAGCUGUGCUCUCUGCACGGAGCCAUGACUCCAGGAUUUGGAAGCCUCAUGCAGGAUGUGCUGUGGUGCUUCAGUCAAGUAAAAGGAACUAUAGAUACUGGGGUGACAGAAGCUGACAUCAUCUCCACAGUUGAGUUCAACCACACUGGAGAGCUGCUGGCAACAGGGGACAAGGGGGGCCGGGUUGUAAUAUUCCAGCGUGAGCAGGAGAGCAAGAACCAGCCCCACCGCAGGGGAGAGUACAAUGUCUACAGCACCUUCCAGAGCCACGAGCCGGAGUUCGAUUACCUGAAGAGCCUGGAGAUCGAGGAGAAGAUCAACAAGAUCCGAUGGCUGCCGCAGCAGAACGCGGCGUAUUUCCUGCUCUCCACCAACGAUAAGACUGUGAAGCUCUGGAAGGUCAGCGAGCGGGACAAGAGACCGGAGGGGUACAACCUCAAGGAUGAGGAGGGGCGUCUGCGAGACCCCUCCAUGAUCACCGUGCUGCGGGUGCCCGUGCUGCGGCCCAUGGACCUGAUGGUGGAGGCCACUCCUCGCAGGGUGUUCGCCAACGCCCACACCUACCACAUCAACUCCAUCUCUGUCAACAGCGACUACGAGACCUACAUGUCCGCCGACGACCUGAGGAUAAACCUGUGGAACUUUGAAAUCACCAACCAGAGCUUUAACAUCGUGGACAUCAAACCGGCCAACAUGGAGGAGCUGACCGAGGUGAUCACGGCAGCCGAGUUCCACCCGCACCACUGCAACACCUUCGUGUACAGCAGCAGCAAGGGCACCAUCCGCCUGUGCGACAUGCGCACGGCCGCGCUCUGCGACCGCCACGCCAAGUUUUUUGAAGAGCCUGAAGACCCAAGUAACCGGUCAUUUUUUUCUGAGAUCAUCUCCUCAAUCUCUGAUGUCAAAUUCAGCCACAGUGGAAGGUACAUCAUGACCCGGGACUACCUCACUGUCAAGGUGUGGGACCUGAACAUGGAGAACCGGCCCAUUGAGACCUACCAGGUCCAUGACUACCUGCGGAGCAAGCUCUGCUCCCUCUACGAGAACGACUGCAUCUUUGACAAGUUCGAGUGUGUCUGGAACGGCUCUGACAGUGUCAUCAUGACCGGCUCCUACAACAACUUCUUCCGCAUGUUCGACCGCAACACCAAGCGCGACGUGACGCUGGAGGCGUCGCGGGAGAACAGCAAACCCCGCGCCGUGCUCAAGCCCCGCAAGGUCUGCGUGGGCGGGAAGCGCAGGAAGGACGAGAUCAGCGUGGACAGUCUGGACUUUAGCAAAAAGAUCCUGCACACAGCUUGGCACCCCUCCGAGAACAUCAUUGCUGUGGCAGCUACAAACAACCUGUACAUAUUCCAGGACAAGGUUAACUAGGAGGGCAGGUGUUCCUUAGGAGUCUCGUACUGAUACCAGUGAACACAAGG
Molecule: messenger RNA, 1466 nt
Organism: Ficedula albicollis (Collared flycatcher)
Lineage: Eukaryota; Metazoa; Chordata; Aves; Passeriformes; Muscicapidae
Gene: PPP2R2B
Product: protein phosphatase 2 regulatory subunit B, beta
Exons: 10
Coding region: 67-1416 (449 amino acids)
Biological process (GO): peptidyl-serine dephosphorylation
Cellular component (GO): protein phosphatase type 2A complex; cytosol
Molecular function (GO): protein binding; protein phosphatase regulator activity
Source: RefSeq, a predicted model, not a curated record